Molecule: messenger RNA, 966 nt
Organism: Candida dubliniensis CD36
Lineage: Eukaryota; Fungi; Ascomycota; Pichiomycetes; Serinales; Debaryomycetaceae
Gene: YVH1
Product: tyrosine protein phosphatase
Exons: 1
Coding region: 1-966 (321 amino acids)
Biological process (GO): protein dephosphorylation
Cellular component (GO): nucleus
Molecular function (GO): protein tyrosine/serine/threonine phosphatase activity
Source: RefSeq, a predicted model, not a curated record
AUGCUGGUAACAAGAAUUUUAGGAGGACUAUAUUUGUCUUCGAUUGAUCCCAUUCUCAAGGAAAUUGAUUUGAAAACCGAAUAUGGUAUAAGUCAUAUAGUUUCUGUUGUUCCUGGGGCCAUGAAGGAAUCUUAUUCUUCAGAUUAUGAAUGGAAACAGAUUGAAAUAACAGAUGAAGAAACUACAAAUGUCAUUCAGUACUUUCCAGAGAGUUACAAUUUUAUUGACUCUGGUUUAUUUAAAAAUUCAAACAAUAAAAAACAUCAAGGUUGCGUACUAGUACAUUGCUCGCAGGGUAUUUCUAGGUCAGCUACAUUUAUAAUAGCCUUCUUGAUGCAAAAAUAUCAUUUGAGUAUAGACCAGGCUCUACAUGCAGUAAGAAGAAAGUGUCCUGAUGCUGAACCAAAUCCUGGGUUCAUGAAUCAGUUAAGAUUAUAUAGGGAAAUGGAGUUUAAGAUAGACGAAACUAACCAGAAAUACAAUGAGCUUUUGAAGAACAACGCUUUGAAAGCUGAUCCAACAGGACGGGGCCUAAGAAACAUGAUAAUGGACAAGAGUGAGUCGCCUAAGGAAGUAAAAGAAGAGCAAGCAUACGAACUUCGUUGUAAGAGAUGUCGACAAAUACUAGCUGGCAGUGCCCAUAUUGAAGAUCAUGAUAUCCCUGAGUCAGACUCCCGUCAAGCAAGCUUUAUCAAGACAGCCCCUAAUUCCAGAAGAAUAAUUUCUAUUGAGCGGGCAAGUCUGGAUUGCUCUCACUACUUUUUCAAGGAACCAGUGAAGUGGAUGAAACAAGAAUUAGAUAAGUCUGACAUGGAAGGGAAGUUUCAAUGCCCUAAAUGUUCCUCCAAGGUUGGGGGCUACAGUUGGAGAGGUUCCAGAUGCUCGUGUGGAAAGUGGAUGGUUCCAGCUAUUCAUUUGCAGGAAGCAAAAGUGGAUUAUAUAAAGAAAGAAAACUACUCUUCGUAA